AUGACUACAACUAACCAGUCACGUGAGAGUAAUCCGCAUGGCCCAGGUUCCCAGCGUAGUAGCCUUACUACACAGACUACCGUCAAUAUACCACGUCUAGUGAAGCUCCUGGGUCCCAUUGAUAGGGCUCAAGGCGCGAGGUUGAUGGGGCUUUUAUCGGUCAUCAUUGGAAGAACCUACGUUAGUAAUAGGAUAGCUCAUAUCAAUGGUCAUGCAUUGAGGUUGCUAAUGCAGAGGAAGACUGUGGAUUUCUAUGCUUUGGUGGUUAAUGCCCUUAUGAUGGGCCUCAUUCAGGCUGUUCUCACUCCUCUUGGUGAUAUCAUUGAGGCUGGCAUUGCUGACCAUUGGCGGCGACAACUCACGAAUACACUCUCUAAACGGUAUUUCAAGGACUCCACCUUCUAUCACUUGGUAUCGCCAGCUGGCGGCUGUGAUCAGGUCAUUGUGGAGGACGUCCCUAAGGUGGGAUACAUCAGGGCUUCCUGCCAUUCUAAUGAUACACUAAAGCCGCUGGUGGAUCUGGGCUGGUUUAGUGCUGGUGUCUUCCAGCUUACGGGCACCACUGGUCUGUCUUCUUUAUUGACCUACAUCAUUUCCGGGAUGGUGUUCCUUCGUCUCAUCCGUCCUGAUCUUGCCGGAUUGACGGCCAAACGAGAGGAGCUGGAUGGGGCCUUCUCAAUGUUCCAUGGUCGACUAAGUCAGUGUGCUGAGUCCAUCGCCUUCCUCGAUGGUGGUGCUGUAGAGUCACGGACAGCUGAUAAGUACUGA
Molecule: messenger RNA, 768 nt
Organism: Perkinsus marinus ATCC 50983
Lineage: Eukaryota; Perkinsozoa; Perkinsida; Perkinsidae
Exons: 8
Coding region: 1-768 (255 amino acids)
Biological process (GO): fatty acid beta-oxidation; long-chain fatty acid import into peroxisome; peroxisome organization
Cellular component (GO): peroxisomal membrane
Molecular function (GO): ABC-type transporter activity; ATP binding; long-chain fatty acid transmembrane transporter activity
Source: RefSeq, a predicted model, not a curated record